This is a messenger RNA of Nematolebias whitei (Rio pearlfish), 1743 nucleotides long. RefSeq names its product N-alpha-acetyltransferase 50, NatE catalytic subunit (gene naa50). Gene Ontology annotation, biological process: mitotic sister chromatid cohesion. Bases 156 to 665 code for a protein of 169 amino acids. NCBI's taxonomy places the organism in Eukaryota, Metazoa, Chordata, Actinopteri, Cyprinodontiformes, Rivulidae. Gene Ontology annotation, cellular component: NatA complex. The record is from RefSeq and is a predicted model, not a curated record. Gene Ontology annotation, molecular function: acyltransferase activity, transferring groups other than amino-acyl groups. The transcript has 5 exons.
GACACAGUCGUGGUAGAAGUGUAGAGGCUAAGCUACAUGUGGAGGGUAAAACGGGAGGUGUCCCCGACCCUAACUUUGUCAAAAUUCCCAGAUUUUACCCGAAACAGCUCUAAAUUAUAUCAAAUCACAAAUAAGCUUAUUAUCUUCUUUUUAAAAUGAAAGGUAGCCGGAUCGAGCUGGGGGACGUUACGCCUCACAACAUUAAGCAACUCAAACGCCUGAACCAAGUCAUCUUCCCUGUCAGCUACAACGACAAAUUUUACAAAGAUGUACUGGAAGUGGGAGAGCUUGCAAAGCUAGCGUACUUUAAUGACAUCGCAGUGGGAGCUGUGUGCUGCAGAGUAGAUCACUCUCAGAACCAGAAGAGGCUCUACAUCAUGACUCUUGGUUGUCUAGCGCCCUAUCGUAGGCUUGGAAUUGGUACAAAGAUGCUUAAUCAUGUCCUGAACAUCUGUGAGAAGGAUGGGACUUUCGACAAUAUUUACCUUCAUGUGCAGAUCAGCAAUGAGUCAGCCAUCGACUUUUACCAGAAGUUUGGUUUUGAGAUCAUCGAGACAAAAAAGAAUUACUACAAGAGGAUAGAGCCUGCAGAUGCCCAUGUGCUGCAGAAGAGCCUGCGCAGUCCGUGUGCACCGCCCAGCGGAGAGCUUCAGAAGACCGAAUAGGGGCACAGCGUUGGGGGAUUAAAGCACUUGCGUGCCCGCCAACAUAGAAACAGAACUGUGCAAAUGCCCCAGGGUCAACACAUUAACAGUUUCUUCAGAGGACAAAGAAAACAAGUUUCACAUACAAAAAUUGCAGCGGUCAUUUUGGAAAAAUAUGAUUUUUUUUUUUUUUUUUUUUUCAUAUUUUAUUGUUCCCUUAAUUUCAUGCAGUUGUUUGUAAAAUGAUAAAAGCUGCAUCAAAAUUGGUCCUAAUGACAAAAAAUGCCAACCUAUGCGAGUUUCAGACAUGGAAGAUGGGGAUGUUCGCAAAUCAUACUGUUUGUGUUUGAGGUGUUUUAUGCGGUUAUGAUGCCUAAUGGGGACAUAUCUAUUUUUUGAGCAUAAGGAAAGAGUUUGAAAAGACCAUCACUGACGGGUCUGUUUGGGGUGUUACGUGGAGUUUCUCGUGGAACACACAACUCUUGUUCUCACAACCUGAACCCUGUGAUUUGUGAGAAGUGAGUAGCCAGCAUGUGUCUAGGUGGAAAUGGAGAUGUUUUCUCUCGGUGCGCACACAAUGAAAGCUGAAUGGUUCAGAGGUGGUAGGGGAAUGUGAUCACCACGCUCACUUUCCGGGGGACUUAUAAAUUUUGGCCAACAAUUGUUUUUCUUUCUUCCCCCACAUUAAAAUGGCAAAAGGUUCAGAGGUUCCACUGGGUUUAUUACAAGAGCAACAAAUGAUUAAAUGUGAGCUAGCCACAAAGUCACAAUACUAAAAUGUUUUAACAGGUAAUGUUUUCUUUAUGAAAAUGUAUCAGUAACUGAUUGUAUGGGUUAAUUUUGGACAUUUAGUUCCAAGCACUAUACUGAAGAUUUUGAGCUAUACCGUAAUGCUUUUAAAGCAUCUUAUGUAGCCAUCUUGCAAAAAUGGUGUCAGACUUGCAGCACCAGCUUUCUGUUCAACUGUUCUAUGGUUAAACUGAUAUUUCGGAUGUUUUUAUAGGCUCUCUUUAACAAAACCCAGAAGAAGCUCUGACCCCUCUGCAUCCAGGGAGAGUUGUCUUCUCCACUGUAGUAAACGCAUGUUUUGUUUUUCUUU